Molecule: messenger RNA, 879 nt
Organism: Caenorhabditis remanei
Lineage: Eukaryota; Metazoa; Nematoda; Chromadorea; Rhabditida; Rhabditidae
Exons: 4
Coding region: 1-879 (292 amino acids)
Source: RefSeq, a predicted model, not a curated record
AUGCGUCUUCUCAUCGUCUUCGUUGUUGUCUUUGGACUGCUUAUCGCCACUGGUCAAAGUUCGGACGGCACUUCAUACAAAUUCUCUUUAGCCAUUCAUUGUCCGAGCGGAGAACUUGGACAAUGGUUUGCUGAAGCCAAGGAAGUUAACAAGAAUGAUCAGUUUAUUUUGUCGACAGUUGGAGGAACGACUUCGGACAAGUUCGUAUUCGUAGAAAUUGGAGGACUUCUCAAUAUACUCAACAACUUAGAAAGUUUGUUGCUUUAUGCUCGUUCAGAUUGCAAGAUAGCAAAUAUAGAUGUUGGAAUCCCUAUUCCAAAAGAUAAAGGACACCACUAUGCUUUCCGAGCCUACAAUAUGGAGGAUGAUAAUGAUAAAACUGAUAGUGAAGCUUACGAGUAUCUCUUUAUGAAGUAUCUGGAAAAGGAUUGUGCAAUGAACGAAUGUAAAGAGAGCGCACGUGAAUACGUCGCCAAGGGUUGUGAUGUUUUCAAAAAUGAAGCUUCGCAAUGUAUGAAAGGGUAUGACAAUGCACUGCCAAAAUAUUGUCAAAAGGAUGGAUCAUCGGUGCACUCAAUAUGUUCUGAUUACGGCUCCACAAAGAUGAUUCUCAUUAUCGGUGGUGCAGUUGGAGCCAUCAUCGUUCUUGUCUUAGCCAUCGGCGUUUUCUUCUACUGUAGAAAAAAGAAGAAGAGUAAACAGAACAUGACUGGUACUGGAACAAUGUCUGGAUCCGGCACUCUCUCGGGAACAACUAAACAGUCAACUGCCACUAACAAUUUCAAUACUGGAACUCCGACUGGAACACCGACUGGAGCAUCACCUGGAGCACCAAUCCCUACUGGAGUCGAGACUACUACAGGAGCGCAAAGAUAUUAG